UGGGGCUCGCUGGCUGUUGCCUUGGUAACGGGAACUGUGGCGCCCCUCCGCUUCAUCCGGGUCACGGCCUGCCCACCAGUACCCCCAGUGUUCCCAGUCUGGCCCCUGGCCCCUGGCCUGUCCGCCGGUCUACUGCCCUUGGUGUCCCUUUCCUCUUGCCUGAUUUCUUCACUCUAACCUGACGACUGUUUUAGACUCUCCCUCCAGUUCCCAUCGGACGCUUCCAUACUCCAAGUUUUCCUAGGAAUGAGGGAAAAUGGAGGCACAGGCACAUGUGAAGGACCCCCCACCCCACCCUAAGAAAGCGCACUUGCUCUGUCAGAGCAACAAAUUUCAUGCCAUGUGGACAACCCCUGGGCACUAUAGCGAGCUAGUUUGGGCCACUCCCUUGGCAUCCUCUCAUGCCAGCUGUGGAAUAAUGCUCCUGUCUGGCACUGCCCCUGCCAGGGGUUCCUGCCUUUCCCAACUGUGGCUUUCAGAAAACAGUAGCAUUCGGUAGUGGCCCCCAACAACCAGAUGCCAGGAGAGAGAGAGGCUCCUGGGGGAGAGGACCAUUAGGGAGAGGGAGGAGGUAGAGAGGCCUCCAGGACUCUUCCCGGUGCCCCUGGUUCCAGGAGCUGGGGAUGCCUCUAGGGUGAUUGGCAGCUCUUUGUUUCAGCCCCCCCUCACCCGCCUGCUGGCCCCCCCCCUUCAACUCCCCCUUCCAGUCCCUCCGCCCCCCGCUCCUGUUCUCUCCGCCUAGCCUUUUCCCCUCCCAGCCGCCUGCCUGCCAGGGGUAGUGAGCCGGCUGAGCGGCAUGGAGACGCAGGAACUUCGGGGGGCCCUGGCUCUUCUCCUCCUUUGCACUUUCGCAUCUGCCAGUCAGGACCUGCAGGUGAUUGACCUGCUGACUGUGGGCGAGUCCCGGCAGAUGGUAGCUGUGGCGGAGAAGAUCCGGACAGCCCUGCUCACCGCUGGGGACAUCUACCUCUUGUCCACCUUCCGCCUGCCCCCCAAGCAGGGUGGUGUCCUGUUUGGCCUCUACUCUCGCCAAGACAACACACGAUGGCUGGAGGCCUCUGUUGUAGGCAAGAUCAACAAAGUGCUGGUGCGGUACCAGCGGGAGGAUGGCAAAGUCCAUGCAGUGAACCUACAGCAAGCAGGCCUGGCCGACGGGCGCACACACACGGCUCUCCUGCGACUCCGAGGCCCGUCCCGCCCCAGCCCUGCCCUGCAGCUCUAUGUGGACUGCAAACUGGGUGACCAGCAUGCUGGCCUUCCGGCACUGGCCCCCAUUCCUCCAGCGGAGGUUGAUGGGCUGGAGAUUAGGACUGGACAGAAGGCUUAUUUGAGGAUGCAGGGCUUCGUGGAAUCUAUGAAAAUGAUUCUGGGUGGGUCCAUGGCCCGGGUUGGAGCCCUGAGUGAGUGUCCGUUCCAGGGGGAUGAAUCCAUCCACAGUGCAGUGACCAAUGCACUCCAUUCCAUCCUCGGAGAGCAGACCAAGGCGCUGGUCACCCAACUUACCCUCUUCAACCAGAUCCUGGUGGAGCUGCGGGAUGAUAUCCGAGACCAGGUGAAGGAAAUGUCCUUGAUCCGAAACACCAUCAUGGAGUGUCAGGUGUGCGGCUUCCACGAGCAGCGCUCCCACUGCAGCCCCAACCCCUGCUUCCGCGGCGUGGACUGCAUGGAAGUGUAUGAGUACCCCGGCUACCGCUGUGGGCCCUGUCCCCCUGGCCUGCAGGGCAACGGCACCCACUGCACUGACAUCAAUGAGUGUGCUCAUGCUGACCCUUGUUUUCCGGGCUCCAGCUGCAUCAACACCAUGCCUGGCUUCCACUGUGAGGCCUGUCCUCGAGGCUACAAAGGCACCCGGGUGUCUGGUGUGGGCAUUGACUACGCCCGGGCCAGCAAACAGGUCUGCAAUGAUGUUGAUGAAUGCAAUGAUGGUAACAAUGGUGGCUGUGACCCAAACUCCAUCUGCACCAAUACCGUGGGCUCUUUCAAGUGUGGUCCCUGUCGCCUGGGCUUCGUGGGCAACCAGAGCCAGGGCUGCCUUCCAGCCCGGACGUGCCGCAGCCCAGCCCACAGCCCCUGCCAUGUCCACGCACACUGUCUCUUUGAACGCAAUGGUGCAGUGUCCUGCUCGUGUAAUGUGGGCUGGGCCGGGAAUGGGAACGUGUGUGGGCCUGACACGGACAUUGAUGGCUACCCAGACCAGGCGCUGCCCUGCAUGGACAACAACAAACACUGCAAACAGGACAACUGCCUUUUGACACCCAACUCUGGGCAGGAAGAUGCUGAUAAUGAUGGUGUGGGGGACCAGUGUGAUGAUGAUGCUGAUGGGGAUGGGAUCAAGAAUGUUGAGGACAACUGCCGGCUGUUCCCCAACAAGGACCAGCAAAACUCAGAUACAGAUUCAUUUGGUGACGCCUGUGACAACUGCCCCAAUGUUCCCAACAAUGACCAGAAGGACACAGAUGGCAAUGGGGAAGGAGAUGCCUGUGACAACGACGUGGAUGGGGAUGGCAUCCCCAAUGGAUUGGACAAUUGCCCUAAAGUCCCCAAUCCCCUACAGACAGACAGGGAUGAGGAUGGGGUGGGAGAUGCCUGCGACAGCUGCCCUGAAAUGAGCAAUCCUACCCAGACAGAUGCAGACAGCGACCUGGUGGGGGAUGUCUGUGACACCAAUGAAGACAGCGAUGGGGAUGGACAUCAGGACACAAAGGACAACUGCCCACAGCUGCCCAACAGCUCCCAGCUGGACUCAGACAAUGACGGACUUGGAGAUGAGUGUGAUGUGGAUGAUGACAAUGAUGGUGUCCCAGAUUAUGUGCCUCCUGGUCCUGAUAACUGUCGCCUGGUACCAAAUCCAAAUCAGAAGGACUCAGAUGGCAAUGGCGUUGGUGAUGUGUGUGAGGAUGACUUUGACAAUGAUGCAGUCGUUGACCCCCUGGAUGUGUGCCCUGAAAGUGCAGAGGUAACCCUCACAGAUUUUCGGGCCUAUCAGACCGUCGUCCUGGAUCCUGAGGGUGAUGCUCAGAUUGACCCAAACUGGGUCGUGCUCAACCAGGGCAUGGAAAUCGUUCAAACCAUGAAUAGUGAUCCCGGCCUGGCAGUUGGAUAUACAGCCUUCAAUGGUGUGGACUUUGAAGGCACCUUCCAUGUGAACACAGUGACUGAUGAUGACUAUGCAGGCUUUCUCUUCAGCUAUCAGGACAGCGGCCGCUUCUACGUGGUCAUGUGGAAACAAACGGAACAGACCUACUGGCAGGCCACACCUUUCCGGGCUGUGGCCCAGCCCGGGCUGCAGCUCAAGGCAGUGACAUCAGUGUCUGGCCCAGGUGAGCACCUCCGGAAUGCUCUGUGGCAUACUGGCCACACCCCUGAUCAGGUACGACUGCUGUGGACUGACCCACGAAAUGUGGGCUGGCGUGACAAGACCUCCUACCGCUGGCAGCUGCUGCACCGGCCUCAAGUUGGCUACAUUCGGGUGAAGCUCUAUGAGGGUCCCCAGCUAGUGGCGGAUUCUGGGGUGAUCAUUGACACAUCCAUGCGAGGGGGGCGUCUUGGUGUAUUCUGCUUCUCCCAAGAAAACAUCAUUUGGUCCAAUCUCCAGUAUCGAUGCAAUGACACAGUGCCCGAGGAUUUUGAGCCAUUCCGGAGGCAGCUGCUCCAGGGAAGAGUGUGAAGAUGUGGCCACCGGACUCAGAAUCCUGAUUUUAGACCCUUUGACCUUGGGGUCCAUUCUGGAGACCCUGGGGUCUAAUAUACAGCCCCUCAGCCAAACACAGACCCUCCUCUGGCACCCACCAGGAGUUCAGCUCCAGAGGGGUGGUGACCCCACUGUUCAGGAGAUGGGAAGUUUUCAAGGGGUAUUUCUCAGGCACUAACCCCACGAAAGAUAACAGCACAUUGCCAUAAAGUUCCAGUUGUUUUCUAA
Molecule: messenger RNA, 3919 nt
Organism: Equus quagga
Lineage: Eukaryota; Metazoa; Chordata; Mammalia; Perissodactyla; Equidae
Gene: THBS3
Product: thrombospondin 3
Exons: 23
Coding region: 797-3667 (956 amino acids)
Biological process (GO): cell adhesion
Cellular component (GO): extracellular region
Molecular function (GO): heparin binding; calcium ion binding
Source: RefSeq, a predicted model, not a curated record